ACUUAAUGAUAUAAUUGUGAUUAAUGUGAUUAUCAUUUGAUUCAUUUCCAUAAUUCCACCAAAGUACUAAACACAUAAAAUCUGUUUCUCCUUCCCUCCUCUCUCUCUUCCCUCUCUCUCACACAAAGACAUUCUUGGAGAAUUUCUAACCUUCUUUCCCUCCACUCAACUUAUACUGUUACUCACACCAACUUCAAUUCAGUUAAUCUAGUUUCUUCCCCACAAUUUUCCCACAUUUGUUUGAUUAAAUUUGAUAUAAAAGACCUCAAAUUUGUUGUAAUUUUAAGCAAUGAAACGUGGGUAUCAAGGUUCUCCAUCUGGUCCUCCUCAAUCUCGAUCCAAACCCAACCCAGAAGGAGAUGGGGUAUUCCUGGAGGAUGAGAGUACAAAAAUUUUUGCUCGGAAAGUAGCUGAUCAUUACAGUGCAAGAACAAACCAGACAUUGGAAGAACGAGAAGCAAGUCCUAUUAUCCAUUUGAAGAAACUUAACAAUUGGAUUAAAAGUGUAUUAAUUCAGCUUUAUGCUCGUCCUGGGAAUGCUGUUCUUGAUCUUGCAUGUGGAAAGGGUGGGGAUCUUAUAAAAUGGGACAAGGCAAAGAUUGGAUAUUAUGUUGGAAUUGAUAUUGCUGAAGGCUCGAUAGAAGAUUGUCGUACGCGGUAUAAUGGCGAUGCAGAUCAGAAUCAGCGUCGCAAAAAGUUUAAAUUCCCAGCCCGCCUCUUAUGUGGAGAUUGCUUUGAGGUUCGACUGGACAGAGCAUUGGCAGAGGAUGGCCCCUUUGACCUUUGCAGUUGCCAGUUUGCCUUGCACUAUUCAUGGUCUACUGAGGCACGUGCACGGCGAGCUUUGGCUAACGUUUCAGCAUUGCUUCGACCUGGUGGCAUCUUGAUUGGAACAAUGCCUGAUGCCAAUGUUAUUGUCAAGAAGUACAGAGAAGCGGAAGGUUUAAAAUUUGGAAACAGUGUCUACUGGAUACGAUUUGAUGAGGAUUAUGCUGAUAAGAAAUUUAAAGCAUCCAAUCCUUUUGGUAUCCGAUACAAGUUUCACUUAGAGGAUGCUGUUGAUUGUCCUGAAUGGGUUGUCCCUUUCCAUGUCUUCAAGGCACUGGCUGAAGAGUAUGACUUUGAACUAGUCUUUGCCAAAAACAAUCAUCAAUUUGUCGAAGAAUAUUUGAAGAAGCCAGAAUUUGUUGAUCUUAUGAGGAGGCUGGGUGCUUUGGGUGAUACCCAUGAUAAGAGUGAGUUCCAUACUUUGGUGGUGAUAUUUCUUCCUGCCCUCUCCGUAGUUUUUGUAACUUGUACGUUGUCACCGGAUGAGUGGGAAGUAGCUUACUUAUAUCUGGCUUUUGUGCUGAGAAAGCGAGGCCAACCAGACCAAAUGCAAAAGCGAAAUGUGAAAAAGGGUGACAACGAUACACCCAUAACAAAGGAGGACAUCAUGUACAUUACUAGUUGAGUUUAACAGAAUAACAAUUCGUGUCAAAAUUCAACUGCGACCAAUCAUCAAGCUUGUUCAGGUCUUAUCCAAGAUGCCAAAAUACUGGCAGGCAUGCAGACCUAAAACUUAAGGCGACUCGUUAAAUGAGAUUACGCAUUGGCUCAUUCAAGCUUUGCUUUUUAGUUUGAGCUCCUUGUUGUAGAGGUCGCAGAACGGGACUGAAGAAAAUGCAGUUCUUCCUAAUUUUGGAGCAGAAUUUUUAUUUUCGACGGUAAUUAACAAUUUACACAUCUUUGAUCUUACAGCUCUUUUUACCAAAAGGGGGUAGGUUAGUGAUUAUGUAACUCUUUUAUGUUUUCUGUGAGCUUGUUAAAAGAACUGCUUUUGUAUUGCUAUUAUUUUAAGUUAAUAAAAUACAGUUAUACAA
This is a messenger RNA of Chenopodium quinoa (quinoa), 1862 nucleotides long. Its product is annotated as mRNA cap guanine-N7 methyltransferase 1-like. The transcript is spliced from 13 exons. Gene Ontology annotation, molecular function: mRNA 5'-cap (guanine-N7-)-methyltransferase activity. Bases 290 to 1453 code for a protein of 387 amino acids. Gene Ontology annotation, cellular component: nucleus. Lineage: Eukaryota; Viridiplantae; Streptophyta; Magnoliopsida; Caryophyllales; Amaranthaceae. Gene Ontology annotation, biological process: 7-methylguanosine mRNA capping. The record is from RefSeq and is a predicted model, not a curated record.